GUGAUAAUCACCAUCACCACAUCAAACAAAUGGAGUUUUAAAAUUCAGCUAAAUAGCUAUGGUUUAAUGUAUAAAUUACAGUAUUGUACGAUGAUGCAGCAAUAUGGAUUUAAAUAUUGAAAGUGAGACCUCAGAUGAGGACAACCCAAGGAUACACGAACCUGAAAAACAUGUCCCUGAGGAACCUGGAACCAAUGACGCUACCCCCAGGGUUCUAGGACCUGUGAGAACAGGGAGAGAAACUCCAAAAGGGAGCAGACCAAGCAGCCAAAUUCUUGGCGAUGUUGAUGAUAAACCUAUUAAAGUCAGCUCCCCUAAACCUCCCCUUCCUCCCAUCGGCAACAAGGAUCGAGUAUCAGGACGAGUGAGCCCUGCAAAUAGUGAUGGGAGCAAUGAUUCAGCCAAAAAUUCUAAAACAAACUCUGCCUCAAAAGCUCGCCCUCGGAUUGUGUCAUAUCGUAGGGAAAUGUCAGUCGAAGAUGAUGUCCCUCCUCCAGACCAACGAAGAAAAUCAGUGUCAUUUUCCCGUGAGGGAAGUGCUAGCAAACCCAAGAAAACAGCAACAUUUACCAUGGAGACACAAACUGAAUGGUCAUGGUUAACAGACAUGAAGAGGUUAGAACAACUGCAAGAACGCAGUGAAACACCAUCUAAAAUAGACAGGCGUCAUAGUUCAAUAGAGAGUGGCUCAAAUGCAGAGAAAGAACUAACCAAGUUAGCUGAUGAUGGGAUUCCAGACAGUGAAGAUGAGAGUGAAGCUUCUUUUGAUCCAAGAGAUGGUGGUAAAACACCUAGAUCUCGUGGGGUUACCCCUGGUGAUAAAUCUCUAAAGGAAGAGGCUGACAAGCCAGAUGAAGUGGCGCCACCUUUUAACCCAAAUGACAAUGAAUAUGGGAUUCCACUGCUGGAACUCAGUAGUGAUUCUGAUACAUCUGAUGAUGAUGAAGAUGAAACAGAUGAACCUAUGCCAAGUAUAGGUCCACCUCAAAUACUUCAGUAUAUUCGCGAAUCGGAAGCUCAGUAUCAAGAUGGGGAAGACCCUGAAAAUCGAACUAACAUACGUGAUGCAAUCGGAACAGACGAAAACAUACAAGAUAUAGAAGAAGAUGAUGAAGCAUUCUUACGUAAUCUUACAUCGGCUGGAUCGAUGUUUGAUGGAAUGUGUGAAUUUUGUGAGCAGCCAAUCAAACCAUUUCCGACAAUGGAACAGCAGGACCGAUUACCCCCGGAGGAGUUAUAUUGUUGUGAUGAUUAUCGGGAGUUCGUACAUUUCACGUUGACUCACCCAUUACAUAAGAAAUACUACGAGGAUGAAAAGAUCGAUGUAAAGCCUCAUCCGCAUUAUGGCAGCAAGGCUCAAAGAAGAGAAGCAAAAGAACGAGCACAAGUCAGGUUGAGGGAGCGUGAGCUCAAAAUGCAACAGGCUGCAGCAGGGCACCUCACAUCUGGGGGACCAGGUGGCGCUGCUGGUCAGGGCGGGCAGAACUUCUACGCUAAUUUUGCGAGACAAAUGAAGACGAUUAACUACCAGUUGUCUAGUGCCAAAUGUCUGGAGGAAGGGUGGACCCUGAGGGCCCCUAGCCCCCUGGAGGAGAUACCAGAUGAUCCUGAGUAUUUUGAGACUGAGGAGUCCCCUGCUUGGGAGACCUUGAAACAAACUCACCGAGAGAUGUUCAUCAGACGCAACUACUCCAAUGGGCAGCCAUUCCUCACUCUCUUCCCUGAUGGCACUGGGAAUGUAUUUUACUCCUCUGGGCGUAAUGCUAUCACUAUCUCAUCCAUUGAACGAGGACAGUUCACAUAUAUCGUCCAUGGCGACCGUGAGGAUAGACCCCCUAUACUAGCAACAUUUGAACCAAAUGGCAAUGCCAGUGUUUACUAUCCUGAUGGCAGUAUAAGGUUAGUGCUGGAUCAACUAGGUGGCCUUGAGUUGGACAACAAAGGUAGUAAAAAACGUAGAUGGCUUUGGAAGGACCAACAUGAUCACGUUCAUGCCCCUCCAUUCCAACCUAUCUGUAUAGGUGUCGCCUCUGGGAUUGGGCUGCGUGUGAUGUCACAAGAGAAGAUUGGUCUUACAAUGGCUGAGAAGCAGCGCAGUGUGAGGUUUAAUGUCGGUGCUAGAAUAAAGGUCUUAUGGGAGAAUCUACCUCCAAAUGAGGAAGAUGUGGAAACCAUUUACCUAAGGGAUACUAAGACUAGUGUUGAAACACUUCUGGACAAAGUUUCAAAUCUAUUAAAAUACCCGAACUCUACAAAAGUUGAGAAACUUCAACCUCCUCUUAGUUUAGCUAGUAAAAUACAAAAGAAUGAAAAAACUCGGAAAAAACGUCAUCAUAUUAUUUCUGAGACACCUGAUCCCGUCCAAGACCCAACUUUGCCAACAGUUAAAGUAAACUAAUAGGAAAAAACUAUCAACAAAUAAACAUUAUGAUACACCUUCUGCAGAUUGGUGAAUUCAAUCUGCGAGGAAAAAUAUGAAAACAAGUACACAUCAUGAGACACUCAAUGUUUGAUGAGAUUCUACAUGGAAAAAACACAAAACAAAUAAGUAUCAUGUGACACUGGUUACUAUAGGGAGUUGCUAUGGAACAGAUUUAACAAAUGUAUUAAGAUGUCAAGUACACUGAUGAAUACCCUGUUUAUUAUGUUGGACAUACAGUUUUUUAUGCCAUUGAGAUUUGCUGAAUCAGCACAUUUUAAAUCAUGAGAUUAAAAGAUAAGCCUUUAGAAAUUAUAUAUUGAGUAUUUAUAAGACAGUUUUAAAUUAUACAGAUAUUUUAUAAUUGUGUCUUUUAUUGCAUUAUCUUCAAUGAUUAUUGUAUAUAUUAAAUGGUUAUUAUAAUGUAUUGUAUACAUUACAUGAUUGUAAGUAUUAUUGCAUUGUAUAUAUACUUGUACAUGAUCGCAAUUCUCAAAGGAUUUUACUCAAUUAUUUUGUUACUGGAAAAACAUUUGUGACGAUUUACAACUUUGUGUAAUAUGUCUGUGAUAGAAGUUAUUCCAAAUUAUCACACAGUGAAAUUUCAUGUUAAAUCACUAUAAGGGAUUGUACCUAAGUAGAUAUCCAUGGUGAGAAAUUAUUGUAAUUUUCAUGAUUAAUUAUCAAAGAUUGAGUUUUAUGUCACCACCAGAAGGGGUGGCAUAUUGUCA
Messenger RNA from Owenia fusiformis, 3150 nucleotides. The record is from the annotation of a GenBank genome assembly. Lineage: Eukaryota; Metazoa; Annelida; Polychaeta; Sabellida; Oweniidae.